GGGAAGAUGUCCGGCGGAAGAGAGGGAAGGUGUCCGGCCGAAGAGAGGGAAGGUGUCCGGCCGAAGAGAGGGAAGGUGUCCGGCCGCCACGGCCGGUGGUAGUUUCACAAACAGCUCUGUGCUUAUUAGUCAGCGGUGCUGUGCGAGAUCUGGUGGGUUGCGUGUCAUCUCCCGCGCUCUGCACCAGAGAUAAGUGCGGCCUGGAGAUUUCUGCGUGACUUGCCCUGGGUGUCGCCGCCGGGCGGGGGCCGCAUCCUCACCCGCCCGCCUGGGAUCCCGGCGCAGUUUCGAGGGCAGGGGCCUAAGAAAGACAACCCCAAAUUACCAACCCAAAAGGAGGCAGGAUAGCGAAUAUUCAUCUAGAAGGAAAAAAUAAAUCUCAACGAAUGACACAUUUAAAGAUGCUGACAAAUGCGAUACACAUCACAAAAUCCAGGAAAAUACUUCUAUUAACCCACCUUUUUCCCCAUGUAUUUCUGAUUGCAUAUUCUGCUUCUUCAUUGAUACUAAUCUUGAAAUAUUUUCUCCAGAGAGAAGAGCAAGAUAAAUCAGUCGUUAGUAUGGUUGAUGGAAUUUAUGAUUGACAUCUUAGGAAAGUUUCAUUCAGUUUCGUCACUUAACCACAUUUGUGUGCUUGUGCUGAUGUGAUUACCAUAGUAUGUGGUUGAGAAUAAAAGCAUUGCUGAGCACCAGGAGGUCUCUUAGAGGGGGCUCUUCACCUCCUUUCAGCCUGCACAGCAAUUCUAUCAUGAUGUCCUGCGGAAAUUUAGGUGGGGGUGUAGGUGGAGGGUGAGAACUUCAGGGCUCAUGUAGCGUGUGUGUCCACAAAAUGUGUCGCGUUGUGCUGGACACAGAGAUGUGCUGGCCUGAUUCCCCUUAAGAUGCCACAGCUGCUGGGAGGGCAGUUGGCAGGGGCCUUCAGUUGGCAGCCUAUUCUGGGAUGAUUCAGUUGCAGAGAACUCCCUCACCCAAGGUCCUGCUGCCCCAGGGUGGCCCAGCGCCAGUGACUGAUCCAGGUGGGAACAGGAAGGCUGUGUCAUUUCAGUCUGAUGGAAGAAAACCCUGGGCCACUUUAUCUUCCGAGCUCUCAAUUCCAUGGAGUUGGAUGGGGUAACCUACCAAUCCUGUUUCUUUCCCUUCCUUCCUCCCUAUAUAAACAUCCUCUCUGAGUCUUCUCCAGUUGCAGGAUCUACACAUUUAAUCUGUACCUUUUCCAAUUUUCACAAACAGGCCGGGUGUCUUCCUCCUCCUUCUUCAGGAGUGUUCAGAAACUUAACAUGCUCUUCCUUGGACUCUGUGCUUCCUACACAUAAUUUACUUUUCAAACAUCUAACUGGGCCCAUUUAGAAACUUGAGACCUUGAAUAAGAUUUUCUUUUUUUGAGUUUUGGACGACUGACUCUUCCAUUGUUACCAGAUAGAGUUGUCCGGGUUCUUGGUGUGUUGAACAAAGAAUGAACAAAACACACAGUUACAAAGGAAUGAAGCAACGAAAAACAAAGCAACAGGAGAACAGAGUAAGGAAAGCACAGAUUCAUUGAAGAGAAUUCGCAGAGUGAGAGCGAACUGGAGCACGCAGCUUAACAGCCUCUUCAAUUAAGGUUUUUAUAAAGCCAAAAGAACUUGGCAACACCUCUGGGUACCCUUUAGAGGCCUCCAAUUGGUUACACCCUAUGAAGGAUUGGCCUGCGACUAAUCAGAGCCUAAAGUGGAAACUUGGCCUGCAGUCAUUCAGGGGCUGAAGUGGAAACUUCUUUCUUGUUAUCACAGGAGUGAAGAUGUGGCCUAUGUCCUGCCCAAUCUUGCUUAAAACUGGCUGCACCUGCUGUUCUCUUGCUUAUGUGAACUGGCUGCAUCUGCUAUUCCUUUGCUUAUGCCUCAGCCCUUGGCUACCCCAGUUCCCUAUUCUCCUGCCUCACUAUGACUCUCUAACAAGCACGAUAGUACCGGUUUUCAAAACUGGCGUCUCCCAGGGCUUAUUCUCUAUUCCUGGGAAACCAUUCCAAGAUUUCCUUUGCUGGCUUCACUGACAAUCCAAGCAUCUGCCUCUGUCCUAGGAGUUUGGGGGCAGCUUCAGUGGAAAGAUUUCUCAAUCUCAAGUUCAAGUCUUUAAUUGAAGUCGAAAACAUACUUGCUUUAGCCAGACUCCUUCUGAGCCAGCCAAAGUCUAUGCAUUAACCCUUACUGUUCUGACCUGGUGGUCUUCCAGUUGUCUCUGACUGGCUUUCUCCAUCCCAUGGUCCAAAGUGGUGCUCCAGCUAAGGAAAGAAGAACCCUGCAUCAUGCUUCUCAUGUGAUGCUGUAGCAGGACAAGCCACAGACAAAACCCCUCAGACACCGAGUUAAAGAAGGAAGGGCUUUAUUCAGCUGGGAGCUUCAGCAAGACUCAUGUCUCCAACAACCGAGCUCUCCCGAGAGAGCAAUUCCUGUUCCUUUUAAUGGCUCACAACUCUAAGGAGGUCCGUGUGAGAGGGUCGUGAUCGAUUGAGCAAGCAGGGGGUGAAGAAAUAAGCUCAGAGAAGUUACAAAAGUUGCUCAAGAUUACACAGAACCUCAGAGAAGAAGGCGGGGCUAAGAAAAUUCCAGUUAUAAAAGCUUUCCUCCUCCUGUGCUGAGAGACCAGCAGGAUCCUUGGGUGAAAGAAAAUCCUGCUUGAUAAAAACCGCCACUUAGGAAAAGAUGUCCUUUCGGGGAGCCAGGCUCAGCAUGAGGAACAGAAGGAACGACACUCUGGACAGCACCCGGACCCUGUACUCCAGCGCGUCUCGGAGCACAGACUUGUCUUACAGUGAAAGUGACUUGGCGAAUUUUAUUCAAGCAAAUUUUAAGAAACGAGAAUGUGUCUUCUUUACCAAAGAUUCCAAGGCCACGGAGAAUGUGUGCAAGUGUGGCUAUGCCCAGAGCCAGCACAUGGAAGGCACCCAGAUCAACCAAAGCGAGAAAUGGAACUACAAGAAACACACCAAGGAAUUUCCUACGGAUGCCUUUGGGGAUAUUCAGUUUGAGACACUGGGGAAGAAAGGGAAGUAUAUCCGUCUGUCCUGCGACACGGACGCGGAAAUCCUUUACGAGCUGCUGACCCAGCACUGGCACCUGAAAACACCCAACCUGGUCAUUUCUGUGACCGGGGGCGCCAAGAACUUCGCCCUGAAGCCGCGCAUGCGCAAGAUCUUCAGCCGGCUCAUCUACAUCGCGCAGUCCAAAGGUGCUUGGAUUCUCACAGGAGGCACCCAUUAUGGCCUGAUGAAGUACAUCGGGGAGGUGGUGAGGGAUAACACCAUCAGCAGGAGUUCAGAGGAGAAUAUUGUGGCCAUUGGCAUAGCAGCUUGGGGCAUGGUCUCCAACCGGGACACCCUCAUCAGGAACGGCGAUGCUGAGGGCUAUUUUUCAGCCCAGUACCUUAUGGAUGACUUCACGAGAGAUCCUCUGUAUAUCCUGGACAACAACCACACGCAUUUGCUGCUUGUGGACAAUGGCUGUCAUGGACAUCCCACUGUCGAAGCAAAGCUCCGGGAUCAGCUAGAGAAGUACAUCUCUGAGCGCACUAUUCAAGAUUCCAACUAUGGCGGCAAGAUCCCCAUUGUGUGUUUUGCCCAAGGAGGUGGAAAAGAGACUUUGAAAGCCAUCAAUACCUCCAUCAAAAGUAAAAUUCCUUGUGUGGUGGUGGAAGGCUCGGGCCAGAUUGCUGAUGUGAUCGCCAGCCUGGUGGAGGUGGAGGAUGCCUUGACAUCUUCUGCCAUCAAGGAGAAGCUGGUGCGCUUUUUACCCCGCACGGUGUCCCGGCUGCUUGAGGAGGAGACUGAGAGUUGGAUCAAAUGGCUCAAAGAAAUUCUCGAAUGUUCUCACCUAUUAACAGUUAUUAAAAUGGAAGAAGCUGGGGAUGAAAUUGUGAGCAAUGCCAUCUCCUACGCUCUAUACAAAGCCUUCAGCACCAAUGAGCAAGACAAGGAUAACUGGAACGGGCAGCUGAAGCUUCUGCUGGAGUGGAACCAGCUGGACUUAGCCAAUGAUGAGAUUUUCACCAAUGACCGCCGAUGGGAGUCUGCUGACCUUCAAGAAGUCAUGUUUACGGCUCUCAUAAAGGACAGACCCAAGUUUGUCCGCCUCUUUCUGGAGAACGGCUUGAACCUGCGGAAGUUUCUCACCCAUGAUGUCCUCACUGAACUCUUCUCCAACCACUUCAGCACCCUCGUGUACCGGAAUCUGCAGAUUGCCAAGAAUUCCUAUAAUGACGCCCUCCUCACGUUUGUCUGGAAACUGGUUGCGAACUUCCGAAGAGGCUUCCGGAAGGAAGACAGAAAUGGCCGGGACGAGAUGGACAUAGAACUCCACGACGUGUCUCCUAUUACUCGGCACCCCCUGCAAGCUCUCUUCAUCUGGGCCAUUCUUCAGAACAAGAAGGAACUCUCCAAAGUCAUUUGGGAGCAGACCAGGGGCUGCACUCUGGCAGCCCUGGGAGCCAGCAAGCUUCUGAAGACUCUGGCCAAAGUGAAGAACGACAUCAAUGCUGCUGGGGAGUCCGAGGAGCUGGCUAAUGAGUACGAGACCCGGGCGGCUGAGCUGUUCACUGAGUGUUACAGCAGUGAUGAAGACUUGGCAGAACAGCUGCUGGUCUAUUCCUGUGAAGCUUGGGGUGGAAGCAACUGUCUGGAGCUGGCGGUGGAGGCCACAGACCAGCAUUUCAUCGCCCAGCCUGGGGUCCAGAAUUUUCUUUCUAAGCAAUGGUAUGGAGAGAUUUCCCGAGACACCAAGAACUGGAAGAUUAUCCUGUGUCUGUUUAUUGUACCCUUGGUGGGCUGUGGCUUUGUAUCAUUUAGGAAGAAACCUGUCGACAAGCACAAGAAGCUGCUUUGGUACUACGUGGCGUUCUUCACCUCCCCCUUCGUGGUCUUCUCCUGGAACGUGGUCUUCUACAUUGCCUUCCUCCUGCUGUUUGCCUACGUGCUGCUCAUGGAUUUCCAUUCGGUGCCACACCCCCCUGAGCUGGUCCUGUAUGCACUUGUCUUUGUCCUCUUCUGUGAUGAAGUGAGACAGUGGUACGUAAAUGGGGUGAAUUAUUUUACUGACCUGUGGAAUGUGAUGGACACGCUGGGGCUUUUUUACUUCAUAGCAGGAAUUGUAUUUCGGCUCCACUCUUCUAAUAAAAGCUCUUUGUAUUCUGGACGAGUCAUUUUCUGUCUGGACUACAUUAUUUUCACUCUAAGAUUGAUCCACAUUUUUACUGUAAGCAGAAACUUAGGACCCAAGAUUAUAAUGCUGCAGAGGAUGCUGAUCGACGUGUUCUUCUUCCUGUUCCUCUUUGCGGUGUGGAUGGUGGCCUUCGGCGUGGCCAGGCAAGGGAUCCUUAGGCAGAAUGAGCAGCGCUGGAGGUGGAUAUUCCGUUCGGUCAUCUACGAGCCCUACCUGGCCAUGUUCGGCCAGGUGCCCAGUGACGUGGACGGUACCACGUAUGACUUUGCCCACUGCACCUUCACUGGGAAUGAGUCCAAGCCACUGUGUGUGGAGCUGGAUGAGCACAACCUGCCCCGGUUCCCCGAGUGGAUCACCAUCCCCCUGGUGUGCAUCUACAUGUUAUCCACCAACAUCCUGCUGGUCAACCUGCUGGUCGCCAUGUUUGGCUACACGGUGGGUACUGUCCAGGAGAACAAUGACCAGGUCUGGAAGUUCCAGAGGUACUUCCUGGUGCAGGAGUACUGCAGCCGCCUCAAUAUCCCCUUCCCCUUCAUCAUCUUCGCUUACUUCUACAUGGUGGUGAAGAAGUGCUUCAAGUGUUGCUGCAAGGAGAAAAACAUGGAGUCUUCUCUCUGCUGUUUCAAAAAUGAGGACAACGAGACUCUGGCGUGGGAGGGUGUCAUGAAGGAAAAUUACCUUGUCAAGAUCAACACAAAAGCCAACGACACCUCAGAGGAAAUGAGGCAUCGAUUUAGACAACUGGAUACAAAGAUCAUAUUAAGGAAUGCUGAUGAACAAUUUUGCUAUCGACUACUAAAUGAGAGAUUUUCAGACCCCUGGGUACAUGGUGGAUGAUUUUAAAUCACCCUAGUGUGCUGAAACCUUGAGAAUAAAGUGUGUGAUUGGUUUCACACUUGAAGAUGGAUAUAAAGGAAGAACCUUUCCUUUACGUGUUUCUCCAGAACGGUGCCUGUUUCUUUCUGUGUCUCAAUGCCUGGGACUGGAGGUUGAUAGUUUAAGUGUGUUCUUACAGCCUCCUUUUUCCUUUAAUCUUAUUUUUGACGAACACGUAUAUAGGAGAACAUCUCUCUUAUGGAUAAGAACCUGGUCAUGCUUUACUCCUGUACUGUUAUUUUGUUCAUUUCCAAUUGAUUCUCUACUUUUCCCUUUUUUGUAUUAUGUGACUAAUUAGUUGGCAUAUUGUUAAAAGUCUCCCAAAUUAGGCCAGAUUCUAAAACAUGCUGCAGCAAGAGGACCCCACUCUCUUCAGGAAAAGUGUUUUCAUUUCUCAGGAUGCUUCUUACCUGUCAGAGGAGGUGACAAGGCAGUCUCUUGCUCUCUUGGACUCACCAGGCUCCUACUGAAGGAACCACCCCCAUUCCUAAAUAUGUGAAAAGUCGCCCAAAAUGCAACCUUGAAAGGCACUACUGACUUUGUUCUUACUGGAUACUCCUCUUAUUUCUUAUUUUUCCAUUAAAAAUAAUAGCCUGCUAUUAUAGAAAAUUUAGACCAUACAGAGAUGUAGAAAGAACAUAAAUUGUCCCCCAUUAUCUUAAGGUAAUCACUGCUAACAAUUUCUGGAUGGUUUUUCAAGUCUAUUUUUUUUCUAUGUAUGUCUCAAUUCUCUUUCAAAAUUGUACAGAAUGUUAUCAUACUACAUAUAUACUUUUUAUGUAAGCUUUUUCACUUAAUAUUUUAUCAAAAUGUUUUUAUUAUAUUCAUAGCCUUCUUAAUUAAACAUUAUAUCAAUAAUUGCAUAAUAGGCAACCUCUAGUGAUUUCCAUAAUUUUGCUCAUUGAAGGCUGUUUCCAGUUGAUCAUUGGGAUGAGCAUCUUUGUGCAUGAAUCUUUUCGCUGUAUUUUGGAAAAUUUUCCAAGGUUAGAUUCCAAUAAAUAUCUAUUAUUAAAUAUUAAAAUAUUUAUUAUUAAAACCA
This is a messenger RNA of Symphalangus syndactylus (siamang), 7104 nucleotides long. It is a transcript of the gene TRPM8, whose product is annotated as transient receptor potential cation channel subfamily M member 8. Gene Ontology annotation, molecular function: ligand-gated calcium channel activity. Lineage: Eukaryota; Metazoa; Chordata; Mammalia; Primates; Hylobatidae. Gene Ontology annotation, cellular component: plasma membrane. Gene Ontology annotation, biological process: calcium ion transmembrane transport. The record is from RefSeq and is a predicted model, not a curated record.